Oryza sativa Japonica Group (Japanese rice) is the source of this 1864-nucleotide messenger RNA. NCBI's taxonomy places the organism in Eukaryota, Viridiplantae, Streptophyta, Magnoliopsida, Poales, Poaceae. The record is from RefSeq and is a predicted model, not a curated record.
AUGAAAAUUAAUGGUGAGAUGCUUUGUUUUUCUAUAAAUUAUUAGAAAGUGCCACGUGGUGGUCUAGGAAUGUUUGUAGGAGUCCACGUGGCCGUUUGAGGACGUUUGUAGAAAGUUUAAUAGACUUUUAGUAUAUAAUAGAUCAGAUGAUGUAAAGUGAAGUACACUGUUAUUCCUACAGGCCAAAGCUGACCUAACCAAUUCAAAACGCUCAAAUUUUAAACCCAAACCUUCGAAUUUCAAAGAAAAGCAACGGCUCCACCACCGUCGCCGUUGCUGCGCCCCGCACAAGGUGGGGGCACGAGCCCAGCCGCCCAACGACUUCCCCUCCACUCCACUCCACCUCCCACGAUUCCCCACGUCCAAUCACAACCCACCUCGCUCCCCGAGCAGCAGCUGAGCUCCCAAUCCGGCAAUCCGCCAUGCCCGCCGCCGAGAGCUGCCACUCCCGCAGCCUCUCGUGGCUCGUCAAGUCCUGCAUCCCCGCCGACCCCGCCCGCCACAUCGCUGUCCCCGUUCUUUGCCCCACCCCGCAACCGCCGCCUCCCUCGUCGCCGCCGGCACCCCCAAUCUCCGCCCUCCCCGACGACCUCCUCCUCGAGUGCCUCGCCCGCGUCCCCCGCGCCUCCAUCCCUCCGCUCCCCGCCGUCUCCCGCCGCUUCGCCACGCUCCUCGCCUCCGACGCCUUCCUCCACCUCCGCCGCGCCCACGCCCACCUCCGCCCCUCCCUCCUCGGCCUCUCCGUCUCCGACAACGGCUGCAUCGCGCAGGCGCUGCUCCGGUUUGAAUCCUCCGUGCCCGUGCUCGAGGUCGCCGCGCUGCCGUUGCCCCCGACCCUGCUGCAUUGCGGCGGCUCCGUGUUCGCGCACGCCCGCGCGGUCGUGCUGGGUCGGGAUGUCUUCCUCAUCGGCCGCGGGGCGACGCUGCGCGUCGACGCGCUCACCGGCGCGGCCCGCGCGUGCGCGCCCACGCUCUUCCCGCGGAAGAAGUUCGCCGCUGCCGCCGUGGGCGACCGGAUCUACGUCGCCGGCGGGUCCGCGCGCACCGCGGUGGUCGAGGAGUACGACCCGGAGGCUGACGCGUGGCGCGUGGUCGGCGAGGCGCCGCGGCGGAGGUACGGGUGCGCCGGCGCGAGCGCGGGAGGCGUGUUCUACGUCGCCGGGGGCGUCGCGGUGUCCGGCGAGGGCGCGCGGGCGCUCGAGGCGCACGUGUGCGCCGGGUCGGUGGACGCGCUGCACGUCGCGUCCGGCGCCUGGGCGCGCCCCCGUGCGCUCCCCGGCGGCGGCUGCGUCGUGGGGGCGUGCGGCGUCGGUGACCACCUGUACAUGGUGGCGAGCCACGCGGUGGAGCUCUCCUUCUGGAGGUGGUGCGGCGCCACCGGCCGUGCCGGUGACGGCAGAGGCUGGGGCGGGUGGGUGGCGCUUGAGGCGCCGCCGAUGCCGAGGGGGUCGGUGGGGCUCGGCAUGGCGGUGCGCGUGGCGAUGGCCGGCCUAGGAACCAACAGGGUGGCGGCCGUGGUGAGCGCUGCGGCCGUGAGGGGUCACAAUGCCGGCGGCGGCGCGUUGGAAGGGAUGGUGCUGGUGUACGACAUCGCCGGCGGCAAGUGGAGCCGCGCGCCGGACCUGCCGCCAGGGUUCCGCCGCGCCGCGUGCGCCGGCGUCGAGUGCUGAGAAUGUUGGUAGAUGUGGUCCCCGCAGUUCAGUGAGAUUCGCGCUAUUUGGUGGGUGGAUAGGAUAGAUUGAUGCUAAUGUCAAGUAACAUGGCGCCAUCGUGGGAUUGUUUGUUGAACAGCAACUUGAUCGGAUGCUAUUACAAUUUUUUUCUCCAGUUGUUAUUUAGCAUUGGCACAUAACUUGGAUUCAAA